AUGUCUACUCGUCCUCAAAACAUCGGCAUCAAGGCCAUUGAAAUUUACUUCCCAAGCCAGUGUGUUGCUCAAGAAGAACUCGAGAAGUUCGAUGGCGUUAGUGCAGGAAAAUACACAAUUGGUCUUGGUCAAACCAAGAUGAGCUUCUGCGACGAUAGAGAAGAUAUCUACUCUUUUGCCUUGACCGUCACCUCUCGCCUUCUCAGCAAGUACAACAUUGAUACCAAAACCAUUGGACGUCUCGAGGUCGGUACAGAGACUCUUCUCGAUAAAUCAAAAUCCGUAAAAUCAGUUCUGAUGCAAUUGUUUGGAGACAACUCGAAUAUUGAGGGAAUUGACACUGUCAAUGCAUGCUACGGUGGUACCAACGCGGUUUUCAACGCUGUCAACUGGGUGGAAUCAUCUGCAUGGGAUGGAAGAGACGCCAUUGUCGUUGCUGGAGAUAUUGCUUUAUAUGCCAAGGGUUCUGCGCGUCCAACCGGAGGUGCUGGAGCUGUUGCCAUGUUGAUUGGACCAAAUGCUCCAGUUGUUGUCGAGCCAGGUCUUCGUGGAUCCUACAUGCAACAUGCCUACGAUUUCUACAAGCCAGAUCUUACAAGCGAAUACCCAAUCGUUGACGGUCACUUCUCUUUGAGAUGCUAUACGGAAGCAGUUGAUGCUUGCUACAAGGCAUACAACAAGAGGGAACAAACUCUCAAGCCCCUAGCCAACGGACAUACCAAUGGUGCCGUCGCUGAGGAAUCAACAAAAACUCCUAUUGAUCGUUUCGAUUACAUGGCUUUCCACGCACCUACCUGCAAGCUCGUUUCCAAGUCAUACGCCCGUAUGCUCUACAACGACUACCUUGCCAACCCAACCGCAUCAGCUUUUGCUGAUGUACCAGCUGAGUUGAGGGAUAUGGAUUACGCCAAGUCUUUGAGCGACAAGGUUGUCGAGAAGACAUUCAUGGGAUUGACAAAGAAGCGUUUCAAUGAGCGUGUUCAACCCAGUAUCCAAGUCCCAACAUUCUGUGGAAACAUGUACACUGCCAGUGUCUACGGUGGAUUGAUUGGUUUGUUGAGCAACGUUGAUAGCGCUACCCUCCAAGGAAAGAGAGUUGGUGUUUUCAGUUACGGAAGUGGUUUGGCUGCAAGUUUGUUCUCAUUGAAGAUCAACGGCUCCACUGAGACCAUGGCAAAGGCCUUGAACUUGCAAGAAAGACUCGACGCUCGCAGAACCGUCGCCCCAGAAGUUUACGAAGAGUUCUGCGCUCUCCGCAAGGAAGCCCAUCUCCAAAAGUCAUACACACCCAAGGGUAGCCCAGACACCAUUGCCGAGGGUACCUACUACCUCAAGAGCGUUGAUGAAAUGUUCCGCAGAGAGUAUGAAAUUAAGGCAUAA
Molecule: messenger RNA, 1380 nt
Organism: Botrytis deweyae
Lineage: Eukaryota; Fungi; Ascomycota; Leotiomycetes; Helotiales; Sclerotiniaceae
Exons: 4
Coding region: 1-1380 (459 amino acids)
Biological process (GO): ergosterol biosynthetic process; acetyl-CoA metabolic process
Molecular function (GO): hydroxymethylglutaryl-CoA synthase activity
Source: RefSeq, a predicted model, not a curated record